Molecule: messenger RNA, 726 nt
Organism: Babjeviella inositovora NRRL Y-12698
Lineage: Eukaryota; Fungi; Ascomycota; Pichiomycetes; Serinales
Product: 60S ribosomal protein uL30
Exons: 3
Coding region: 1-726 (241 amino acids)
Biological process (GO): maturation of LSU-rRNA from tricistronic rRNA transcript (SSU-rRNA, 5.8S rRNA, LSU-rRNA)
Cellular component (GO): cytosolic large ribosomal subunit
Molecular function (GO): RNA binding; structural constituent of ribosome
Source: RefSeq, a predicted model, not a curated record
AUGGUAGGAGCACCUGCGCCAGAAUCUUUGAUCAAGAAGACCAAGACCGACGCCAAGGCCGCUGAGGCCCGCGCCGCCGCCAAGGUUGCCCGCAAGGCCGCUUCCCAGGAAAAGCGCAAGGCCAUCUUCGACCGUGCCGCUGCUUACCAGAAGGAAUACACCGAGUCUGACCGUGCCAUCAUUGCUGCCAAGCGUGAGGCCAAGGCUGCCGGUUCCUACUACGUUGACGCCCAGGAGAAGCUCGUUCUCGUUGUCAGAAUCAAGGGUAUCAACAAGAUUCCACCAAAGCCAAGAAAGGUCAUGCAGUUGUUGAGACUUUUGCAGAUCAACGCCGCCGUCUUUGUCAGAGUCACCAAGGCCACCAUUGAGUUGUUGAGAUUGAUCGAGCCAUACGUUGCUUACGGUUACCCAUCUUUGGCCACCGUCAGAAAGUUGGUUUACAAGAGAGGGUACGGUAAGGUCAACAAGCAGAGAAUUCCUUUGACUGACAACGCCAUCAUCGAAGCCUCUUUGGGUAAGUUCGGUGUUCAGUCCGUUGAGGACUUGAUCCACGAGAUCUACACUGUUGGUCCAAACUUCAAGCAGGUCAACAACUUCUUGUGGCCAUUCAAGUUGUCCAACCCUAACGGUGGUUUCCCAAAGAGAAAGUUCCAGCACUUCAUCCAGGGUGGUUCUACCGGUAACUCUGAGGAAUUCAUUAACGUUUUGGUCAAGGCCAUGAACUAA